AUGGAUGAUAAAAGAAAGAGAGCAGCUAGCACAGCAGAAUCGAAAUGUUUAGUGGCUGAGCUACCCCAUGGUUUGAUAACGGACAUACUCUCAAGAUUGCCCGUCAAGUCCCUUUUCAACUGUAAGUUUGUUUGCAAAACUUGGCUUCGUUUAAUUUCAGAUCCUCAUUUUGCCAAAAUCCAUUGGGCAAGAUCACCCACUACUUUCUUGAUUCAAGAUACACGAAGUAGAUAUAAAGAAAGUACGGAUAUAUUACUCGUUCAGAUCGUCGAAGAAGUCAUUCGUAAAACUUUUGAGAUCGAAAGCAUUAGGUUUGUUCCCAACACAAACUUACCCGAUACUGGUGUAGACAUUCUAAAUUCUUGCAAUGGGUUGGUUUGCUGUUGGGGAAUGUCUAAAGGCAUAUUCAAUGACAUGGUUUAUGUUUGCAAUCCGAUAUUAGGCGAGUGCAUUUCCAUUCCAGUAGUUAAAAAAGUUGGAAAGCGUAAAAAAUGCGGUCAAUAUUUUGCUCUUGGAUUCAGUACGGCGAGUAAUCAAUACAAAGUUCUACAUACUUUUUAUCUAGGCAGAGAGUUUGUAACUCAAUGUCGGGCUGAAAUAUACACGGUUGGUACAGGACAAUGGAGGAGAAUUGGAAAUGCUCCUUUCAGCCUUGACUAUCUGAAUGCCAAUGUUUUUUUGCACGAUUCUAUCCAUUGGGUUGACUAUGAUCCUGAGAACUACAGGUUUAUUUGUGCUUUUGAUUUUGAGUUUGAGAAAUUUAAGCGGUUGUCUUUACCUCCUGAUUCUCAAAUACAUGAUGGCAAGGGGAGGCACUCAGUUUCAUGUGUCGGGGUUUUAAAAGGUUGCCUGUUCAUGGCUUUUGACGUCUGUUCUGAAUGUGGAGAAUUUGAGAUAUGGGUUAUGGAGGAGUAUGGCGUCAAGGAAUCUUGGUCCAAAAAGUUUGUCGUUGGAAAUGUGCAUUUAAAUGAUUAUGUCUGUUAUGAACCCUUGUUUUUCUUAAGCUCUGGAGAAAUCUUGAUGUUGCAUGAAGAUCAAUGUAUAGUCCGUUAUGAUGCAAGAUGGAAGAGUUUUCAGGAUUUAACGAUAUCGCAGGGAAUCAAAAGCAUUAAAGUAAUUGCAUACAGCCCAAGCUUUGUUUCACUCCAGGAUAUUGCACAAGGAGAAGAAGUGAAGGUAUUAAGGUAA
This is a messenger RNA of Dovyalis caffra, 1188 nucleotides long. Lineage: Eukaryota; Viridiplantae; Streptophyta; Magnoliopsida; Malpighiales; Salicaceae. The record is from the annotation of a GenBank genome assembly.